Molecule: messenger RNA, 1735 nt
Organism: Micropterus dolomieu (smallmouth bass)
Lineage: Eukaryota; Metazoa; Chordata; Actinopteri; Centrarchiformes; Centrarchidae
Product: transmembrane protein 200A
Exons: 2
Source: RefSeq, a predicted model, not a curated record
GAAGUGACAGAUGCAAUAUUUCACAUUUUAAAAAUUUUCUUUUUUGCUCUUGUCACCACACAAGCUGAUGGACUGCUGCCAAAGAUCAAGACCUUGAAAAUAGCUUAAGUGACAAGCCUGCUGUCCAGUCCCCACCAUGAUAGCAACAGGUGGCCUGCUGCGCAUGAACAGGCGCCAGGAUUCCCUCCGCUCUAAAAACCGGGCAGAAAACAAAAGGAAGCGGAAAUCCAAGAAAAAGAAGAAGAACGAUGUGGUGGUGGUGAAGGGGAAGCUAAAUCUGUUCUCCCCGGCCGGUUUGGUGGCUGGUGUUGGAGUUAUAGUUCUCAUGGUGGGGAUUUCCAUGGCUGUACUGGGCUACUGGCCCAGCCAGAACCAGCAGGAGUACCAGGAGCGCCGCAGAACUGGAGCAUACCACACCAACAGGAUGAGCUACUCCAAAAGUCCGCCUGUGUUCUCGAACUUGACCCGUGCUAAACCUCCCUCCGGCCAGACAAAUGUAUUCAAUCAGAGCCAUUCUAACAGCACCACCUCCGACCCGUCCCGCAAAUGUGGCUUCCUGUGUGACUUCCUGGAUAAUUACCUGUACUCAGACAAUCUGAAAGUCUUUGGACCGCUGGUGAUGGGAAUCGGCAUUUUCCUCUUCAUCUGCGCCAAUGCAGUCCUCCAUGAAAACCGAGACAAGAAAACCAAAAUCAUCAACCUUAGAGACAUUUACUCCACAGUUAUAGAUCUACACAGCAUACGGUCAAAGGAGUACUCUCCUCUAAAUGGUUUGGUGAACUACACUCAGUCGAGAAAUGCUGAGGGUCCAUCGGGAUCGUUCCCUGCGAGCGGGACACUUACUCGCAGCUCCUGGCCUUCCACUGGACUCGGUCUCCAGGGCGAGUUACGCACAGAUGAGGUCUUCAGACGCCAGUCUUUGGCCAGUAGGCCUCGUAGCUUGUCCAGAGAUGUCCAGACCUUCACGGACACUGUCUACAGCAUCUACAAAGACUACAGCAAUAGCAGUGAGCAGGCCCCACAGCCCCGACAGUGGGAGACCACCUCUAUCGUCACCUCCUCUGUGAAUGCUUUCACCCUCCCCGUGAUCAAACUGAACAACUGUGAGGUGGAGGAGUCUGAGAGAGCGGAGGCAGAGGGACGCUCAGAGGAAGGGGUCGUUAUUGAGGCCGCUGCUGAGACCAUUAGUGAGCAAGGACAAGCCAGCAGCAGCCAGGCUGACGAGGCGGAUGCCAAGGAGAAGGACACCCCGACGGCGGAUUCACCGACCCAUCGGAGCCAUGAGGAAAUAACCACAGACACGGCUGACCAACAGGAGGUGCAGCAGACUCAACCUCAACCACAGUGGAGCCAGCUGUCUCCUCCAUCACCUGUUGCCAGGGCGAUGGGGUCACGACUGUCGCUCAACUCCCUCACAGAUCAGCCCAGGUCUGCACGCCGCUGCAGCCUGUCUGUGUCUGUGUGUCGUCAAGGCGACAGAGCCAGGCGCUUCAGCUGCCCUCGCCUGGAGCGCUCCAACAGUAAGGGCUACAUCAAACUGACAGACCUGGGGGGCGAGUCCUUCGAAGCCCCCGACACAGACACUUCUUUAGUGCCCACCGAACAGGACGUAGCAACGGACGCAGCUGCAGCAGCAGCAGAGCAUGAAGAAGCUCAGGGAGAGGACGAUCUGGUGACACCCAGCACGUCUGCAGAAUCCUAGACAAUGUAUGUUCUUUUGCUGAUGAGCCUCUGA